GCUCUAAAUUUGAUGUUGAAAGUCGCUCGCUGGAACUACGAGGAUUGUAGCAGUCCUGACCACAAAGCUCAUAAAUUUAUCUUAAUUCCUGGAGGGAUAGUAAUAGGAAAGACACAGAUGGGCUGGGAAUCAAAGCAUCUGCACUCUAUACUGUCAACAAGAAGUGGCGACCGUGCUGAGUUUGUGGAGGCUCUAAAAGAUCCCUGUUAUAUCUUUAUUGACUUAACUAAUGGAAGUAAAUAUAUUAGAAGUUUAGAUGAUGUGGAAGAUCAAAGUGUGCGAAUAGGAAUGCAUGUUGCAGUGGCUUUAGGGUUGGUGCCUGAGUGUCCUCGUCUAGCUAAAUUAUUAGCAACAAAUAAUCCAAAACUCUUCGAACUUUCUGACGUGAUUUGUGAGAUACUUCAACGUCAUUUUAAAAUGCAUCAGCGUUCAGUUAAGGCUAUUAUCAUCCAUCUUGACGAAUAUCAACUUUAUAUUAAUGAUGUUCAACAAAACCAACAACUUUCAUGGAUAGGUUCUCGUGAUUUCUUUAAAUCAAUGCUAGGGGAGAUUG
Molecule: messenger RNA, 553 nt
Organism: Acaulospora colombiana
Lineage: Eukaryota; Fungi; Glomeromycota; Glomeromycetes; Diversisporales; Acaulosporaceae
Source: the annotation of a GenBank genome assembly